Messenger RNA from Nematolebias whitei (Rio pearlfish), 1976 nucleotides. RefSeq names its product kinesin family member 22 (gene kif22). The record is from RefSeq and is a predicted model, not a curated record. Lineage: Eukaryota; Metazoa; Chordata; Actinopteri; Cyprinodontiformes; Rivulidae. Gene Ontology annotation, molecular function: microtubule motor activity; ATP binding; microtubule binding. Gene Ontology annotation, biological process: mitotic spindle organization; DNA repair; microtubule-based movement.
AAGGAGGAGAUGGAGCUUACGACGUGGUUUAAAGUGAAUCCCGAGCGAUAAUUCAUCUUUAUAUAAAGAAGUUUUUUUUUCUUCUUGAUAUCGGCCUUUGUUUUGAGGAGCUGAGAAAAAGAAAGAUGGCGCAGCGUGUGACGGGGUCCGAUGGCGCAAACAAGAAAACCUCUCGGGUUCGAGUAGCGGUUCGUCUGCGACCCUACAUGAGCAAACAAGAUGAGAAGGGCGAGGGACCGUGUGUGAGAGGCCUGGACUCCCAGAACCUGGAAAUAAUCAACUGGAGAAAUGCAACAGAGACCGUAAAAUACCACUUCGACGUUUUCCAUGGAGAGCACACGACACAGCAAGAGGUUUUCCUCUCUUCAGUGAAAAUUAUUUUACCACACGUACUGAAUGGACAAAAUGCCAGUGUGUUUGCUUAUGGCCCCACAGGAGCUGGAAAAACCCACACCAUGUUGGGAAGUGCGGAGCAACCUGGUGUCAUCCCUCGCGCUGUCGGAGAGGUUUUCAAACUGGUCAAUGCUAAGGAUGAACAUGAAGGAUGGGACUACAGCAUUGGCAUGUCUUACUUGGAGAUUUACAAUGAGAAGGUUCUUGAUCUUCUGUCUCCAAACUCCCAGGAUUUGCCCAUCAGAGAGGACAAAGACAAGAACAUUUUAAUCCCCGGUCUCACCCACACAAUCAUCUCCUCCUUCUCAGAUUUUGACCAACACUUUGUCCCCGCCACCCUCAAUCGUACCACUGCUUCUACCAAACUAAACCAGCGCUCCAGUCGCAGUCACGCUAUUCUUCUUAUCAAGGUUGUACGGACUCGACGAGCCUUACCCCACCGGCAGCAGACAGGAAAGCUGUACUUGGUAGACUUGGCUGGGUCGGAGGACAAUCGCCGCACUGGAAACCAGGGCAUCCGUCUGAAGGAGAGUGGAGCCAUCAACCUGUCCCUCUUCACACUCAGCAAAGUGGUGGACGCCCUCAACUCUGGCACGUCUGGCCGUGUGCCAUACAGAGACAGUAAACUGACCCGGCUGCUGCAGGAUUCUCUGGGAGGCUCAGCACACUCUGUCAUGAUUACUAACAUCGCACCAGAGUAUGCAUAUUAUUUUGACACUUUUAGUGCCCUGAACUUUGCAGCCAAAUCCAAGCUCAUAGUGAACAAGCCUUUCACACGUGAAACCGUGACUGUGCCUGUGCUGCCAGUGAAGCGGUCCAGAGGAGAGCAUGAGGCAGGGCCGUCUGGCACUGAGCCAAACAAGAAGAAGCAGAAGGACGAGAAAAGAGCCGACGAGGAUGGUUCCUCGCCUUCAGCACAUUACCACAGUUUGUCUGAUCCAUCUGUAAUGGACAGACUAAUCGCUCUGGAGAAGCUAGUAAUGAGCUGCCAGGACAAAGACAGGCAGAGCGUGCUGAAAGACAUGGCUCAGUCUCGCAAAGAAAUCCAGGAGCUCAAAGAAAGGCAGAGGGAGUUUGAGAGAGAGGCCAAGUUGGCAGAAGACAAGUUGAGAUUAAAACAGGAGCCUCUCUUCAAGAGCUCAGCCCCCCUCCAAAGAAAACAACCAAAUGUCAUAAAAACCAAUAAGCAGCAGGCUGUGGUCCAGCCCUUACAAGUGUCCAUGCUCCAGCCUCAGCUUGUGGUCAUCAAAAAAGAGCCUGUGUGCAUCACGAAGAAGGACCUGUGUGAGGCCCCAGGUGGUAAAGAAAACGCAAAAGAGCAGAACUCCUGGGUGUCUCAACUUGGCACGCCUUUGCUGGAACAGUCCAAAGAGAAAAUCCUGCAUAUUCUCAACACUGGCUGCCUCAAAGAGCUGAAAAGUCUGCAGCAGAUCGGGGACAAGAAGGCUAAACUCAUUCUGGGCUGGAGGGAGAUCCAUGGUCAAUUCACCGAGUUGGAAGAUCUAAAAAAAGUUGAGGGCAUGACGGAAAAGAGAUUUUCCACCUUUGUCAAGGCGAACAUCCUGAGUGCCAUGGGAAAAUGA